Molecule: messenger RNA, 3013 nt
Organism: Bemisia tabaci
Lineage: Eukaryota; Metazoa; Arthropoda; Insecta; Hemiptera; Aleyrodidae
Source: RefSeq, a predicted model, not a curated record
UUUUCUAAUGCGCUUAUAUCAGUGCUCAUUGCUUGGCAAUAAACACACGUGUGCUUUGUUUUUCUCCAUGCGUUCAGUUUCAGCAAAUGAUAGUUUCGGCAGGAUAAAAAGGCUUUAGUAGCAAAACUGCAGUAUAAAGGUUCGUUACGGUGUAAAAUUUCAUUUGCCAUUCUUUGAUGUGACAAAGCUCCCCUCAAAAGAACUGAACACAUAAAAAGAAGAGCGCAGGGUUGUUGGAUGAUGUGAACAUUUGAAAUUAAUUGUGGUGGUGCCCCAAUUAGUUGUGGUGCGACCCCAAUAAUUACGUUCCUAAUCUAAAUGUCGCGAUACUACUCAAUCUUGAGUUGCGGUGCUACCAUAAUGGAUGGAAAAUGUCCAUGUCCAUAUCAUUCAGCAAACUGGGGCGGCAAUAUCACAUUUUAGGGAAUAACCCCUAACACUUUUUUUCCGACGAAAGUUUCUAUUUUUAAAAAAAAGCUUUAUAUGCCUGCAGAAAAGAGACAUGCAAUAACGUGAUGCUGAGUCACUAGUUCCGAGUUGCAAUAUACGGAUAUUGUUUGUUUUAUUUCCUGGGUUAAAGUUCAAUCCAACGCGUUUGAUUCGACUUCAAAAAGGCGUUAUUUAAUUUGAUCAGUAUCCAGUUGACUGAUUUUCAUGUAUGUAUAUCUACAAUGGUUUUCAAACAUUUGACCUUUUACCUAUUAGGCCAUGUAUGCACAUUUGGAAUUCAGAAAUCGGAAGAACGUGUCGUGCUCAAGAGCGAGGCUUAUGAAGAGAUCGUCAAAUCGACAACUUACAUCGAUAAAACCUGGUUUAUUCGAUAUUUAUUUAACCUUCCGCAAUAUCUUGUGAUCACAGGCCCUCAGGGUUUCUCCAAAACGACGAACCUGAACAUGCUGAAAUCAUUCUUUGAACACGAGCUGGAUGAAACCCAUACUGCAAAGGACCCAAAAACCUCAAAAAAACUACAGACAUUCAAAGAUAAACAAAUAUUCACCGAUGAGAAAUUUUUUUGGCAGCACUUCGGUAAGUACCCCGUCAUCCACUUAGACCAAAGCGCUGUAACGACAAAAAACUUCGACGAAUUUUUGAAAAGCUUCGUUAAGCACUGCAUUGACCCUCUAACGGAGAAAUUCGGUUACUUAUGGAACAGUACCGACACCAAGAUGAAUGAAAAAGCCAAAAAAGGUUAUCCAUGGACCAAAGAUGACCUCCAAGAGUUCGGUGCAGAACUUGCAAGUCUUCUACAUCAUCAUCACGGAACCAAACCUAUACUUUUGAUUGAUGAGUACGAUUCUCCUUCAGUCGCCGCCCUUCUGGACGCGGGUGUCUCUGAAAAAGACACCGAGGCUAUCGUACAAUUCUUGAGUAGUUUUGUUGCCGAAAUAAUACAACAUAAUCACAACACUUUUCGUGCCGUUUUGACCGGGCGUUUGGCCUUGUCACUGAUCCCAAAACUAAAACAUCGUAAUAUUUUCGAGUCCGAAAAAUUGUCCUCUGCGUACGGCUUUCUAGAGGCCGACCUCAACGAGCUUGAAAAGCGAUUUGCAAUGGCAUCUCCUGAUAUGGAGCACACCAGAGCUUACUACAGAGGAUAUUGCGUGUAUGAAAAACCAACAGAACGAAUAUACAGUUCUCAGUCAAUCAUUCAUUCACUGCUCAGUAGAACAGUAAUUGAAUAUUGGUCGGGGGAUGUCGUCGAUAAACUGAGGCCUCUCCUAGGGGCUGAACAGUGGGGGCCAGCGCUGGAAAUGUGCAUCCUGAAACGCUGUAAGAUUACAGUGACAGGUCCCAUGAAAAAAACCGAUAUAAUGCAACUCAAAAAAUCUCUGCUUUUCUCUAAAAAAGCAGACCCUGGCGGACAGUUCUUGUUCCAGAUUUUGGUGGAAACUGGUUAUUUCACGGUGGAGGAAAAACAAGGGGUGAUGCACACUAUCUCGGUGCCGAACGUUGAGGUGCAAACGGUUAUGAUGGAUGAGUUCUACCGCGGUAGGUACCUGCACGAGCGGUAUGGAUUCACCGAGGAAGACGAAAAGCACUAUUUGAUGUCACUCGAUAAGUUGAGCUCGGACGUAACCACAUUGCAUACCCUCGUGCGGUCUGUCCAGACGUUAUUUCGGAAUUUGGCACCCAAAGAUGAGGUUUUUAUGCAGGUUGUAUUGCUCCACCCACUUUUGAACUGCUCGGAAUUCUCGACUUAUCCCUUUGAUAGGGAUGAUACUUCUAUCUCAAGUUAUGCUAUUUUCGCCAAACGGUGGCGGGAUCACGCAGGGAUCCUUUUUGAAGCGAGGGCUGGGCCCAAUCUUGAUCAAGGAACGAAAAGGGAUGUCUCAAAUGUAUUCGAACAAUUUCCGGACUUGAAGGAUACGGUUGAUUUACGUUUGGUUGUGAGCGGAAAAAACGAGGUCUAUGGUUUUUAUAACUAUGCAACUUUUGGUGGGAGCUCCGUAUGUGAACUUUGGCCACCGCAGAAGAAAGUCACUUGAAGUGAUAGUACUGCAUCCAGUUGAGGGCGUUGUGUCAAACUUGUGGGAGUGUUGGAGUUUAGUCUUUUAAGAUAAAAUGUAUCUCUAGAAGUAAUACGACGCUUAAAAGAUGUUUUAGAAUAUAUCUAAAAACGACAAAAAUGUUUCAGGCACGUCUCUUUAAAGCAGGGAAAAAAUUUAAGCAUCUAAAAAUGACUUCAAUACGUCUAACCUCGUAAGUUAUCGUGGCCCUUGUGUGUUUUAAGAAUGUUUUGAAGUAAUUUUUUUAUGAUUUUAAAAAUAUCUUCAAAAAAUUGGAGUUUCUUUUCUGUAUAAAAAUAAUUAUAAGGUAUUUUGUUAUGCUUGAAAAUUGUUAAAAAUGGGGGUUCCCAAAAAUCUGUGUCUCGUUAGUUGUCUAAUUCCACCACCAAUUAUUGUAAAUGCCUGUAGUUUUCAAAUCUAAUAAUUGCUGCAUCUUUAAUGAUCUUUGGCAUAAAAUCAGGCAGCAUUUACUCAACUAGUCUCAAAUAGAGAGUCUCACAACUCAA